Molecule: messenger RNA, 723 nt
Organism: Gymnogyps californianus (California condor)
Lineage: Eukaryota; Metazoa; Chordata; Aves; Accipitriformes; Cathartidae
Gene: RAB3C
Product: RAB3C, member RAS oncogene family
Exons: 5
Coding region: 1-723 (240 amino acids)
Biological process (GO): protein localization to plasma membrane; regulation of exocytosis; protein secretion
Cellular component (GO): endosome; plasma membrane; synaptic vesicle
Molecular function (GO): GTP binding; GTPase activity
Source: RefSeq, a predicted model, not a curated record
AUGAGGCACGAAGCGCCCAUGCAGGUCGGUCCCCGGGCCGGAGUCGAGCGAGCGGCGAGCGGCAUGGCAUCUGCUCAAGAUUCCAGAUAUGGCCAGAAAGAUACAUCUGACCAGAACUUUGAUUACAUGUUCAAACUGCUCAUUAUCGGCAACAGCAGUGUUGGGAAAACCUCCUUUUUGUUCCGAUAUGCUGAUGAUUCCUUUACGUCUGCAUUUGUAAGCACAGUUGGGAUUGAUUUCAAAGUAAAAACGGUUUUCAAAAAUGAAAAAAGAAUUAAGCUACAGAUUUGGGACACAGCAGGUCAGGAGAGAUACAGAACAAUUACCACAGCUUACUACCGAGGUGCAAUGGGCUUCAUUUUAAUGUAUGACAUCACAAAUGAAGAAUCUUUCAAUGCUGUGCAGGACUGGUCAACUCAAAUCAAAACAUACUCUUGGGAUAAUGCCCAGGUUAUUUUGGUCGGUAACAAAUGUGACAUGGAGGAUGAACGGGUAAUCUUCACUGAGAGAGGCAAACACUUAGCAGAGCAACUUGGAUUUGAAUUUUUUGAAACAAGUGCCAAGGACAACAUUAACGUCAAGCAGACGUUUGAGCGACUCGUGGAUAUCAUCUGUGACAAAAUGUCAGAAAGUCUGGAGACGGAUCCCACCAUUGCUGCCAGCAAGCAGAACACACGGCUAAAGGACACCCCUCCUCCACAGCAGCCCAACUGCGGCUGUUAA